Messenger RNA from Acanthaster planci (crown-of-thorns starfish), 3311 nucleotides. RefSeq lists its product as uncharacterized. The record is from RefSeq and is a predicted model, not a curated record. NCBI's taxonomy places the organism in Eukaryota, Metazoa, Echinodermata, Asteroidea, Valvatida, Acanthasteridae.
GGUGCAGAACGAAGAGUUGGCUUAUCCGAAGUGUAUACAGGUGUAAUAAGAAUACUGACCAUUGUGUCGCCCUUUUGUCCUUGUUUCCACCAACAAAUGGAUUGAUCACAGUCUGGCAGACUGUGGAGCGAUAAGCUGUUUUUCCGCAUUUGUGUCCAUUGUGCUUUGGAACCUUAAAAAUUUUGAUGCUAUUUGGACGACGGCUGGCGAUUUCCAACUCGACUGCCGAAAAGUGAAGUACAUGUAGCCCAACUUUUUGUGCAAGAGGUGACCUCAUCUUAGGCUCCUCGAUGGUUUAUGAAAGGAUGAACUGAAGUGAAAAAAAGUAGGGAGGAAGUUGAUGUUUGACUGCUGCAAACUGAAUUCUUAACUUUGAGAUGGAAACCGAUAAAGAUGAUGAGGAAAGGAACAGCUUAGAUGUGGACAAAGUAGAAUUCCAAGAAGGGCAGAAGGGAAAUCAGUCGGAGAACAAAGCAAAUGAUGAGGCUAAAGCCAAAAGGGGGGACUUACGGUCGGAGGUAUCAGAGAAAGGCCAAACCAUGGAUCACCAAAAUGGAGGGGAUGUCACAGGUAGUGAUGAUCCACAGAUGACGGAACAAGUAGAUGAGAGAGAGAAAAUAACAAACAAGGGAGAGGAUGAUGAGGUUUCAGGUGAAGAAUUAUCUGGAGGAGCAGACCAGGAGCAGAAGAUGCAAACCUCCCAGCAGGAUUGCAGUGAAACAAGUCGGUGCGAUAAGUCGGUUAGAAAUCGGAGUAGGUCAAAAAUUAAAAGACCCAAUGAUAGAAAUGACAAAUUGACCACCGGAGCUGACAAGGGAUCAUCAAAGCAAACCCAAGCAAUCAUCGUGGACGUCAGCAUCCCCCGGGUCACGCACACACCCCAGACGCGGGAGGGUCGCGCUGGUGGAUCCGCAUGGUCGGAGGGAACUGGUAAUAACGGAAGCCGACAGGGAGGCGGGGUCUGUAAGAGCGUGGACUUCUCGGUGCCGGUGGGGAUGGACGAGGUGGACGCUGAGCUGGCCCGGGUGGUCGGGGUCAUGGCAGAAGAGCAGAGUUUGUUUGAUCCCCAUGAGUACGGGCGAGGGGCAACCACCAACACACCAGUCACUGUAAUGACUGAUUAUGCAGAGAGUCAAAUUCAAGGACAAGGGAUCACCACUCCCUCUAGGGAGAACAUCUACCAGCAUGCCCUCUCCAUCAUGAAGAAACGCUGCCAGAGCAGUCGCACCGUGAUGUCAAAUGCUCACUCCUCCUAUUACCGGCCCAGGACGCCCGAGAAAGUCAUCGAGGAAAAUGGGGCAACCUUUCCCAACUUCAGUCUGCCGACAGUGGUGGCCAACAUGGACAAGCCGCCAAUGGUGCAGACCUCAAACUGUGUUUUCUAUGUGACACAGAGCAGACAGCAUCCAAUUGCCCCGGUCAAGACUUGGAAGGGUUAUGAAGGGAAUCUGUACUUCCAGCCAAUGGUAUGUAAGAAGGCCGAUCUCACUCCAUCAACUACACCUAGAGAAAAUGCUCUCAACAAAGCCACACGCAGAGCCUAUUCCACUCCCAUACUACAAGGCAAAACAGGGGACAACCAAAUGACACAUCUCCCACAGUUACCCAAGGCAGAAGGCUCUGCUGGUGAUGAUGCAACUCGAUCAGCGCCCUCUGUUGUUGGCUCACGUUCGGUCUACAGCCAGAGUGCGACAGCCCCGAAGCUGUCUUCUCGCAACAACGGUACGGCCAAGUCGCAGACCAGCACCGCUCGCCAGAUGGCCCUCCUGGACAAGCAGGCUGUCCUGGGCCGGAUGGACUCCAACAUCCGCGAGGACAUCCGCUGGAUCAGCGGCAGCGAGGCCAUGGGCACGCUGCACCUGGGCGAGCUGCGGCUGAUGCCGCGCUCCACGGCCCACUUCUACGACAAUGCGGGCAAGCACCAUCGGCUCCGCAUCCAGCGGGGGCUGGUCAGUCACCGCCUGGCUGCCCACAACCAGUCACUGCCCACCCUGCUGGGGGUCCAUGGUGGCCGGCUCAAUGAUGGCGCGGAUGGUGUGGCCAAGACGGAGCACCUACAGUCUCAGUACCAUGCCAGCAACGUGUCUCAGUCAUCAGAUGACUACGACAGACACCUCUGCUCGCCCAACCUCUACGGCGGUUACUCUGGACCCUUCAGUUCCAUCGAACAACUGCGGAGGGACAGCGCAUCCAGCCAUAGAAGAGCCGACAGCAGCUUGAGCCCUGACAUGAUACUCAAAGACGACUCCCUUCAUUCAUUGGCGUCAGUCUACAAGAACCCCAGGAAUGUACCGUUGUACAGCAGUAAAGAGGUCCUGUUCAGAAAUCGGGAGGCCCUUUUCUUGACAAGACCAACAUACAGGUGACAUUGACACAAUGCAGAAGUGAAGCAUUGUCACCAUCAUAAAAUACUGCUCUCACAGCAAGCCUUUAACAUCGUAGUGUCCCUUUAAAAAAAACCAACCAAUUUCAUUUGAAAUCAGUGAUUGCAGUGCAUAUUUCUAGUCUACAGGGUAUGCUUGUGAAUAUGUUUAUUACAAAUUUUAUUACAAGUGCCUGCUGUGCAGAAAAGUCAUGGUGUUUCAUUUAAAGACUGACGCUAUUUUUUGACAUGAAUUAGGCUUUCACUUUUUCAUACUUGGCAGAAGUUGUUUCGAAGACCAUAACGUGGAUACAGUGCUCAUAUUGUGCAUUUCACAUCCGUCUAAAUGGCUGCUGCGGUGUUCAAAUCAAACAACACUAACUUACAAUACACUGCAGAUUAUUUGUACUGAGGUAACUCCAAGCAGCUGUUGCCAAGAGAAGCCAUUCUUAGUUUCCUCAGCUGAGGCUGACGUUGGGGCUGAAACAUGUAUAUGACAAGAAGUUACCUCCACAGUGGUUUGCCACACACCCCCAGAUGCCUAGCUCAUGAAUCUUGCAUUACACACCACUGCAAGGAGUCCACAGUUCUAAGUUCUAUCAGCAGUGGGGUGAAGCAGAACUAAUUCUUCCACAUACAAAUACUAAGGUUUGACUGACUCUGAGUUGACAUGACUUCACUGACUUUCUAUACGUGCACGCUGUCCGUGCAGGCACGUGCAUGUUCCAGAGUUGCGGAAACCGCACGUGAAUUGUAUCAAGUUCACACAGCUCAGACCAAAUUGUUAUUGAAUGCCAACUUGCCAAAUGGUAUUCAGUAGAGACCACUGCAAUGCUGAUUACAGGCAUAGUGAUUGUAGCAACUCAUAAUUCAUGAUGUGCCAAAAUGUAUUUAUUGUGAAAUUGCAAGAACAUUUCACCAGAAUAAAUGUGUAUGUACAACUUAUCAA